This is a messenger RNA of Saccostrea cuccullata (small rock oyster), 2322 nucleotides long. Its product is annotated as fibrinogen-like protein 1. The transcript is spliced from 5 exons. The record is from RefSeq and is a predicted model, not a curated record. Lineage: Eukaryota; Metazoa; Mollusca; Bivalvia; Ostreida; Ostreidae. The coding region runs from base 633 to 1892 and encodes 419 amino acids.
GAUGAUUGGUGUGUAAAGGUAACUGAGCGGUGUCUGUGCGUUUUGGGGUCUUUUUCAUACACUUCAUCUCUUUCAAAGUAUUGUUUCUGAGAAAAAUAUAUAUGGCUGGCCAAAAAUUUGUCUCAAAGUCUGAUACCUUUCGGCAGAUUUAUUUGGAAAAAUAUAUUAAUGGAAAUUUAGAUGAAAAACAUGCAGCUUACAUUCUUUUGAAAUUCUUUCAGUUUUAUUAUCUCCAAAAAAAUUCCAUUGGCAUUAGCAUGCGUUGUAACAAAUUGUUUCACUUCCAUUAUCUACACAAAACAGCAAGCAGUUUCAGUGAGUCAUGUUUUAUUUGUUUCCUUGAAAAACAACAAAAUGGAUCUCUGACGUCAAAGAUUUCUAGGUGAGGUAUGUGUGUAUCGUCUUUCCAUCCAUUUUUAGUAGUGAUUCUUCAUACAUUACAUUUAAAUUGGCUUGUUUCUUGGAAUUUUCUAAACGUCACUAUAUAUAUACCGUGAUUCUUCCUCUGUUAUGGCACAGUCUUGUUCUGUUGUGAAAAUUUCAUCUCCAAACUGACAGGAUGUUUUCCAUUCUCUUAGUGAUUUUUAUUUCAAUUUCACAAGCUCGGACAGAUUCCUUGAUAACCGGUACUUAUGAUCCAAAUCAAUAAUAGGCGUGAAAUAAAGGAAAUCGAUAUUCUACGACAGAUUAUAAACCAAGAGACCCUUAUCAGGGUGUCUGUGGUCAAGGAUGUGAGAGCAGUGGUGGACGAUGUUAGAUCUUUGAAACAAAGCAUGGCGUCUACAAAAUCGAUGCUCACCACUUUACAGCGGACUCUGGAAUUAUUAAAAAAACAGGUUGAUUCUCUAGGUCAGGACAACACUCUAUCGAAGGCAAUAGGGACAUUGCAAAAACAGGUAGAUAAUCUUAGUCAGGACAACUCUUUACAGCAGAGGGUAGAAACGUUACAAAGACAGAUGGAAAAUGUAAUUAAGAAUAACAGUUUAAAGCAGACGGUAGAAACAUUAAAAAGUCAAAUUAGUUAUCUACGUCAGGAUAACUCUUUACACCUAAAAAUAGAAACAUUACAAGGACAGGUUGAUUCCCUGAAGCAGGAAAACAGGAGGAUUACAAAAUAUCUAAAUAAGAUUCGGGAAUUAGAUGAGAUGUUCAAGAUACUUAAAGAAAACAUAAGUGACAUCUAUGAUGAUGUCAAAGGCGGUAAAGUUCAAAUUAAUGAGAAAGGUUUAAAACAAAGCAGUGAUUGUAAGGAUCAUUUUGAACUUGGACAGACACUCUCAGGUUUAUAUACAAUAUAUCCCUUUGGUAACAACAGCCAGGUCCGGGUGUAUUGUGAUAUGGUAACAGAUGGCGGGGGUUGGACAGCAAUUCAGAAACGAAGUGGUGGAUCAGUGACAUUCAACAGAAUGUGGGCGGAAUAUAAGAAAGGUUUUGGAAAUUUAAGUGACAUCUACUGGAUCGGAAAUGACGUGAUUCACCAGCUGACAAAGGAAAAUAACUCGGCCCUCUAUUUAUCCAUAACUCUAAGAAAUGGUACAACGUUGUAUGAACGUUACCAUCAGUUUUCUGUGUCUGAUGAAUCAGACAACUACAGACUUUAUCUCGGGGGACCAGCUACCGGGACACUGGGUGACCGUAUGCUAGACACGGGGAGAUCUACUCAAGAUCUGUCCGGGAUGUCGUUCUCCACCCCAGACAGAGACCACGACAGAGCUGGUAGUUAUAACUGUGCUGUUGAUCACGGAGGAGGCGGCGGCUGGUGGUAUAACAACUGCCAUGAUGCCAACCUCAACGGUCCCUGGUCCCCGGCAUACUGGUGGGAACCCUGGUUUCCGCUACUUAAGAAUGGGGGAGAUAUAACGGAGACUCUCAUGAUGAUUAAAUCUCACUGAAUACGUUAUAUGACGUGUACCUUGUGUUUAACUUGUGGUUAAUAUUGUUGAUUAAAGACUUUUGGUUAAAGUCAAGACAUUCAUUCAGUUAGGAGGUUUCUUUGAUGUUCAUGAUGUGUUAAAUAUUUCAUUUAUACAUGUACAUACUAAUUCAAAUCUAUAUAUCAUAGAUCAUGGUGUUAUAAUUCUAGUCAUUGUUCUGUUAUUGAUGUUAUAAUACAAAGUUAUAUUUUUAUUGGUCUUAUAUUAUUAUGUUAUGAUUUUCUUAAUAAAGUUUCAUUAUAUUCUAAACAUUCUAUAAAAAAAACUUAUUAUCCAUUAAAGCGAUUGCCUUUAUUCUUUCUGCAUAAUAAACUUUUUGAUUUAAUCUUACUAUAUCUUAUUUUAUUAUUAAUCUUAUGAUAUUAUGAAGUAAAUAAAUGACAAUGAA